Folsomia candida is the source of this 1934-nucleotide messenger RNA. Its product is annotated as nucleoporin NUP159. The coding region runs from base 227 to 1333 and encodes 368 amino acids. Lineage: Eukaryota; Metazoa; Arthropoda; Collembola; Entomobryomorpha; Isotomidae. The transcript is spliced from 4 exons. The record is from RefSeq and is a predicted model, not a curated record.
ACUUCAUCCACAGUAAUUUACUGAAAAACUUAAUCACGCAAUUUCUUUUUUUAUCAACACAGGCCGCAAAAAUCUAAAACCUUCAUUUGACUAAUAUAAAAAUUUACAUUAAUCGGAAAAGGUGACAAACCUAAACAAACAAAAUAAAAAAAAAGAGAUCUCGUCACGCCAAAAACUUAACCACUUAUCGACGACUCAUCACCUCCACUAAAGUUCUUAUCGAAACAUGGACGAUCACUAUCGCAGAAAUCAUCAUAGAAAACCACACGAAUACCUCGUAAAUUCCCCCAACCCUCUCAGCCAGCAGAAACCCUAUGAAAAAAAUGAGACGGCCUACAUCUUCCUGUACAUCGCGCUCGCCGUGGGCGCCCUUUUCCUCGCCGCGAUGGCGUACGGCGUGUACCGCGACCACAAAAGCAAAAGCAGGACGCGGAAGGAGGAGAAGGGCGAGAAGAAACGACGCCUCACCAAGAAAAAUAUCUUCCCUGAUGUGAAACCCCUGCACGGCGGGGGGUCGUCCUCCGGAAAAAGUAGGAGCAGCAGUAACAACUUGUACACCACGGGAACCACCUCCACCGGAGGAUCUGUCCCGUCCAUGUCCACCAUCACCGAAGAAGUCCAACCCCCCUCUCAAGAUAUCCCGACAUAUCCAAACCUCGCCUCUUACACGACCACCCCGGUCAACCAACAAUCGUCACACCAACAACCACGCCCACGCCCUCCGCCGCCCUCAUCCCGACGACACAAUCCACCCCCGACGUCGACCUCCUCGGCGUCAUAUCCCGACCUAACCUCGGACCACCACCAGCAAAAUUCCGCCACGGAAUCCUCUAACAAUCUGGAUACUUCCGGAUUCCAGUAUUUCCCUAAUCCCGCCACUGCCCCCGCUCCUCCCCCCGCGUCGAACAAUGCCCCUCCUCCUCCUCUCCCCACAACACCACCUCCCACGUCGUCGACACGUCGCCAGUCCCGCCACCUUUCCCGGGAGGAAUCCUUCCCCUAUGAAAAGUACGAUAUUCCCCUCGACCAAAGGGAACCGAGGACCACGCGGGUCGAGAAUAUGCGCCCGAUCUCGGACUUUUUUAAACUCACGGCUGGCGAGAGUUUCUACCGGGUGGAGGAAGAAGAUGAAGAAGGACAGCAACAAGGAGAAGAAACCAGCUCAGAGUCGUCGUCGUCAACGUCGAGAAGUGAGAGUGAAGAACAAGGACAAGAACAAAGUCAAGGGGGAAGAGGAGGAGGUGGGGAGGAACGUUUCAGUGAUGCGGCUACUUUGCCGUAUGAUCAUGCCAGUAAAAAAGGGAAUGGCGAGAAUGGGAAGGAUUUAAAAUGAGGAGAGAUUAUUUUCGAUCGAAAUCUCCUGGCGUAUGCGAUCCGAUUUUUGGCAAAUUAGUGUAAAUCAAUAACUUUAAUUAGGAUAAAAUUUGCGAAAGACGCGAUCUCCGAAUUGAUAUUUGCAUCCGAAGAGGAGAAAACGCGUAAGAUAAUUGGAAAGUGUACAAUUUAUCAUCUUUACGAUGAUUUAUUUAUGAAUCAUAACUAAAUUUGUGACCGGUUAACACUAAUUUCCUCAAAAUCGGACAGCUUACGCUGGGAGAACUCCAUUCUCAAUGCGAAUACAUAAAGCGUUACUAAUUUUAUCCUACUUUUUGUUAGUAAAUGUUGAAAAAUAAUGGGCCUCCUCAGACACACGAAAAUAUCGUCGCUUAAAAUUUCGCUUCGUUUUUCGCUUACUUCCUGAUAAGCGAGCUCUGGGGUAAGCGAACAGAAACUCAACUUAUAAGUGGGGUUAAGGUCGGUUAGCUGAAGUCGCAACAAAAUUUUGCAAUUUUCAUAAUUUUGGCCAUGCUAUCGAUAAGCGAAAAACAAAGCGAAAUUCGAAGCGACGAUUUUUUCGUGUGUCUGAGGAGGCCCAAUAAUAAAUUUUUAAUAAA